AGCAGACACCCUGGAAAAUCCAGACGUCAGAAUUGUUUGUUCUUUGAAGUUCAGCUUUCCCUAUCUACUCCCAGUGAGCCUGGGAGUGUUGGAGGAGGGCUCACACGAUACCUGGGCAGGAAGCUGGUAUGUACAGAUGAUCAACAUCCAUAAAGAUGUCUCUCCUCUUUCACUGGGUUGGAAGAUAGGAAGCUUAUGGAUUAAGAGGGAUUUGACAUCAUGUAUAAAGGACUGGAGGACUUUUGCCCUACAGUCUUAGACUUGUUCAUUGCAGCCAGAGUGUGGUUCCCAUAUCAGCCAGUAGGUGUCAGCAGGUUGGAUCUUAUCAUGAUGGGCAGCAUCGCUGUGAUCGUGUGCGGGCUCCUAUGCGUGCUAUGCGGCCAAGCCCUGGCCCUGUGUGUCCUGACUGACUACACUCUCUAUGUGGAAAAGCCUGGCUGUGAUUACUGCAUGGCCGUCAAUACCACCAUCUGUAUGGGGCUCUGCUACUCAUGGGACACCAACAUGGUCGGGCCAGUGGGGAAACGGCAUCUGACCCAGAGGGGCUGCACUUACCGCUCGGUGGAGUACCGUACUGCUGUGCUGCCUGGCUGCCGCCCGCACGUCAACCCGCACUUCACCUACCCGGCGGCACUGGGCUGCCACUGCAGUAACUGCAACACCGACAGCCACGAAUGUGCCCACAAGGGUGGCUCUGAUGACAGAGCCCAGUGCACUAAACCGCUGAGCUAUAUUUACCCAUACCCAGGACAGAGCAACCACGUCCCGUCCCUUUAAGAGGUGAAAUCCCACCUGGGCGUUCUUUCCCUGCUUUGUUUUUACCUGUUACUCCAUUCUAAUGUAGACAGAACGAUGAUAAUGUCUUCUAACUGUAUCUGCCUGGGCCUUAGCAUCUUGAAGCUGAUUGCGUUGGACUUGCGUGUGGCUACAUUCCGAAACACGCCCGCAGUGGUAAUCCGUGUGACCGGAUGAUUUGUGUGGUGAAACUGGAUGGAUUAAAUGCUUUUCCCAGCUCACACUCUUUCCAGUCUCAUUAGCCUGCACUUGAAUAACACUGGCCAGUGAAACACCAGGCUCAUUGUGUAGCAUAGUGCCAUUCUCUACACGUGACUGGAUGCACUAUGUAAGCAGCUGUGGUCAUCAGACAGACUGCCCACGUGAUGACAGCAUGCCACCCUAUGGCUGGGCAUACAAUUCACUUCGUCUUAGCUCAGUCAGUUCCAGUAACACCUUCCCCCAUUUCCCCCAUGAGUCAAAUGAACAAUUCAGUUAGCCUUAAAUAAUGUACUGCAGGAUUGAUUUAGUUCCUGGUGCACAGUCUAAGACUACUGCAAAAUAGCAAACUAUAUAUUUUCCUGGUUAUCUUCUUUUACAUGCUCAGAAAAUAUUUCGAUGUUUAUAUAUAUUUUUAAAAGCAAUUUCAUCGAGCAUGCUUUUAUUAAAAUAAGGUGCCACAGUUCUUUUUUUCAGUCUUAAGCAGAAACAUUCAUGAAUAAUAUUAUUGCUCAAGCAUUUGAUUCAGCAUGCUUCUGGUACCACUGCCUUUGCCCCCCUCCCACCCCAAUUCUCAGUGGAAAAUAACUGAUGGGGGAUAUG
This is a messenger RNA of Paramormyrops kingsleyae, 1596 nucleotides long. It is a transcript of the gene tshba, whose product is annotated as thyroid stimulating hormone subunit beta a. Gene Ontology annotation, biological process: G protein-coupled receptor signaling pathway. Lineage: Eukaryota; Metazoa; Chordata; Actinopteri; Osteoglossiformes; Mormyridae. The record is from RefSeq and is a predicted model, not a curated record. Gene Ontology annotation, molecular function: hormone activity. Gene Ontology annotation, cellular component: extracellular region; cytoplasm.